AUGUCGUCGUCGCCCUAUGCAUGGAAUGACAAACCCAACAACCCUUUUUAUUCACCCUCGUCCUCUUCUUCCCCUCCUCCUCCUCCUAUCCAUACCUCGCUGCAGCCUCCUUCAGUCCCUACCACACCAUCAGCCCCACAGACACCCCGUCCGACGGCUCAGCCAUUGAUUGCUGCAACCUUACCUUAUUCCGAACAAGCACAGGAACAAUCUCAGCAGCAGCACCAACUGCAGGAACAGCAACAGUCUUAUGCGCCACCAAUCCGGAAUAAACCUUGGUCCCGUUCAUCGACACAGCAGCAGCUCACUACCCGAAAUGGCCACCAGUCAAGAGACAACAACCAGAACGUUGACAAUGCCGACAGCACAUACAAUGGAUCCAACACCUUGACCUGGCCCAAACGUUUCAAUAACAUCGCUAUCCACCGAAAGAAAAUGCAUGGGUUCAUCUGGGACUCCCUUGAUAACAGCAUGGAGGAUGUGCAGAUUGCAAGGAAGACGCGCAAGAACGGAACCAUUCGACUGAUCACGAAGCGGAAAGACACCUCGUACAAUGGCAUUCGAUCCACCCUUAGACUUCAAUACGCCGAAAGAAGGAAAAGCAGCGAUAUCAGUAACAUUGUGAGCUCGAUCCGGCUGAGCCUUGAUUAUGAUGUGUACAAGGCUAGGAUGAUGGCGCUUCUCAACUCCAAGGCUAGAACCAUCUUCUUCAUCAUGAUGGAUUUGGUAGUGGAUGUUCUCUUCUGCUUUCUGUACCUCGUGGACGCACAGUCGCUGGUGGAGGAACGCUCACAGAUCAGUUACGAUAAUUUAGCUUACCCGAACCCGCCGUGGCUGUUUGUUCCUCGACACCGGACUGUGUGGAUCAUCGCUGUGGCCAUGAGUUCAUGGAACCUGAUGUCUGCCUUGAUCCGUUUUGUCUUUGCUGACCACAAGCUGAGAUUCAUCUUUUCGUUUCAAACGCUACUGGACGCCGUCACUGCCAUCCCCUUCUUGCUCUCGGGAUUUUUCUUACCCUAUGGACAAUUCCUCUACGUCCCUUAUUUCCUUCGAAGCUGGAGUGUCAUCUCGCGACUGCAACGAGCCCUGAGUAUUGGUGUCGUCAUUGGAAUUUCUGACCGACCGUUCAACCCGGUCAAGGCAAAGCUGAUAGGAUUGGUGGCGUACUUUAUUGCAAUCCUCUACAACGGAGUGGCAGCAUUUCUCUACUGCGAGACCAUGUUCGCACCCCCUACAGAGACACCCCACUCCGUCUGGGACGCGCUCUACUUUAUCCUCAUCACUGCAUCGACCGUCGGAUACGGAGAUAUCACACCCAAAUCGCUCGAAGCCAGGAUCGUCACCAUGGUCUUUAUUAUUGUCGCGCUUUCGAUCGUGCCUGGACUGAUUGCUGGGACGAUGGAGACGUUGAAGUCUUCGCGGUCGGGAGGUGGCUCUUAUAUCCAGAGUCGAGCCGCCAACGGAGUUGUGAGGCAAUAUCUGGUCAUGAUUGGGGAUUUCCAGAGCGCCAAGCGUGUUGCUGAUAUGUUGAGCGGUUUCUUUAACAAGGAAUUCUCGGACAUGGAUGUGAGGGUGGUCUUUUUAUCUCGUAACAAACCAUCGAAAGAUGUAAAGAACCUUCUCGACAUGCCCUCAUACAAAAACAGGACAACAAUGCUUGUAGGCAACGGACUGGACGAGUCGGACCUAAAGAGAUGCCAAGCCAAAGAUGCUGGAGGUGUGUUCAUCAUCCCGGACCGGACGACCUCUGGAUUGGAAUCCCAGGAUACAAUGACCACGCUGCUGGCAUGGUCCCUUCACCUCCACGCACCCAGCACCAGAGUCUAUACGUAUAACCUCUUACCAGAGACGGAGACGUUCCAGUGGGGCUUUGUUGAGCAGACCAUGUGUAUCAGCGAUGUCAAACAACUCUUGCUCGCCUACAGCUGUCGCCACCGCGGGACCACAACCUUGAUCCUCAACUUGCUCCAUCCCUCAGAGCCUUCGAACAACUAUGAUGAUGGGUGGCAGGCUCAAUACGGUGACGGGACAGGAAACGAGAUUUAUGUCGGACCGGUCCCGGAUGUGUUUUGUGGAUGGACGUUUGCGCAGGCCUCGUGGUUUGUCUUUCAGGAGUUCCAGUCGAUUUUGAUUGGAGUUGAUAUCUUCCUGAAGCCCUCGUCGUCUUUUUCGGGGAACGAAUGGGAUGGUCCGCAUUUCCAUGGUGCAGAUGGGACUGGCGGUGCUGCUGGAGGCGGUGGUGGAAGGAACAGUGGUCGGUCUAGGUCGCCCGGGCAUGGGCUGCACGGUUCGAACAAGGAAUGUGCCAGUGGACAGUACCAUCUGACGCUCAACCCUGGGAACAGCUAUCGACUCGGGAAAUACGACCAACUUGUUUAUAUCGCCCAGUCGCCCUCCGAUGUUGAUUCGAUCAACAAGUUUACGGUGGACCAGUAUGAACGACUUGUCAAGGAUGAGAAGGGACACCUGGAUGAAUCGCGGUUGGACUUUGCCUAUGCGAUGGAUAUGUACUACAACCUGCGUGAUUCUCGAGCGGAUGCACGCGAGGCAGCGAAGAGAAGGGCCGAACAUCGGAAAGGCAAACGGGCCAAGCAGGCGGAUGAAACUAUUAAGGUCGCGACGAAUGAUUCCAGCAACAACCACCGCAACCAGAGUCAGGAUUACUUGAUGUCUGUGAAGUGUUCCUCAACAACCACUGCGACCGCUGCUGGGGUUGGACUAGAUUCAACGCAUCCUAGUCACAUCCCGCCAAGCUGUCCCGCGUCCAGUUUCCGAUCAAGGAGUGGAGGGCUCAAGAAAGCGCGACCUGCUUGGAAUGUGGCCCUGUACGACGACGACGACGAUGACGAUGAUGAUGACUCGGUGGUUAGCGACAGCAGUAGUCUUCAGAGGAUGAAGAAUCGACAAAGCAGGCUCAGUCAUCAUAGCAAUCAGAGCCGUAACAGCGAAAGGGACAAGGGGCGUGUUCAGGACCGAGAACAUCUCAUGGGAGCUCUUGCACGAGAGAAGCUCAUUACCGGGAUGGGAGUCUCGGGAACAGGAGAUAUUCCGCUUUCGGAUGCAAAGAAUUGGUCAACAUCGUCGUCGUCGAGUCCUGGGCAGACACAUCGACGGAGCGAAGGAGGUCGGGGUGAUCAAAGCAGUGACGGUACCGGUACUGGUCGUUCGGGACAGUUCUUGACCGCACCUUCUUCAUUAAGCAACGAACUCUAUCCUUCCACCUAUGACCGAAACGCUGCUGCCGCUGCAGCCGAAGAUGCCAGAAAUGGGGGACAAGGCGCUACAAGAAUAACUCGGUUGGAUGAAUCCAUCAGUCCUCUGAACCAAAUAACCGACAACACCAACCAACCGCCAACCAUUCCUCCAGGGACCACCACCAUCCCAACCACAGCAUCAGGGUUCCACCACGACAACUCAAGCGAUAUGGACGAGAAAUACGCCCUCGAAUCCUCUAUGACCUCCUCACCCUCCAACCGCCCUUCGCCUAUACCCUCCAACCGCCCUUCGCCUACACCCCUUUCAGGACGCCUCCCUCCAAGCUUCACUCAACGCGAAUCCAUCCAGGGCUCAUUCCAAACCGUAGACGAACCCACCUACAUCGGCCUGACCUCCGUCACCCGUUCUGAAACAACGGACCUCCCCCUCUGCCACCUCCUAACUAACCCUCCAGAUUCAAUCAAGCCCCUCAUCAAGGACGACCUUUCGAGUCUCAAGAACCAUAUCGUGAUCUGUUCGGACGCCGGCGAGGACUUGUACCGUUUCAUGGCGACGUUGAGGUUGGCCCAAAUCAGUCGCGAGGAUCUGAAAACGAUUGUGGUGUUGACCAGGAACCCCAUGGAUACGUUUACGUCGGAUACUAGUGUUCUGGGAGAGAUGGGCGAAACCUGUGAUGUCGCUGGUGAUAGUUCUGGCACACCCGUCGGUGGUACUAGUCGGGGAGGACCCGGUAUUGCGGAGGGAUCUUAUAAAACGUGCAGCGGCGGCUACUGGGACGCCAUCCUCUCCUUUCCUUGCGUCUACUGGAUCUCCGGCAACUGUCGACACCAACGCGACUUGGUCAGGGCAGGUAUCUUGGGAGCAUCCAGUAUUGUGAUCAUGUCCUAUUCCGUCGAAGGACUGGAUCGCGACGAGUUUGCAGACAGCACGGCCAUCAUGGCCCACCACAUGAUCUACCAGACCCUCCGUCAACGCGGUCUCCUCGGUCGCCAACACAUCGUCGUCGACAUCUCCGAAAGGAGCAACAUCCGCUUCCUCAACAUGCGCACCCAAGCCAACACUUACAACACCUACAACGACACCAAGACAAUCCCAAACAUAGGCCGCAUCGGCGUCGGAUCAAGCAGCAACGGCGGCUUCUGGAUGUCACCCAUCUUUGCCAGCGGCCAAGUCCUCGUCUCCUCCCUCCUCGACAACGUCCUCUUCCAGGCCUAUUCAAAAACCCAUAUCCUGGACCUCAUCAAACUCUGUUGUGGGGUCCGGUUUAAACAGGCCAUUGAAUUGGACCAGAUGUUGGGCAUUGAUUGUUCCAAUAUCUGUCUUAUCGACGCACCCGAUGAGUAUAUCGGAAAAUCGUUUUUGAAGUUGUUCCAAGGACUGGCCUUGUUGUACGGAAUCAUCCCUUUGGGCUUGUACCGUGCCCCAGACCGCGAACUGAACAAUCCCAUGCCGUUCGUCUUUUGCAACCCCUUGCCAGGAAUAAUUGUCAAGGACACCGACAAGAUCUACGUCCUCAAAUCUUAG
Messenger RNA from Linnemannia hyalina, 4740 nucleotides. Lineage: Eukaryota; Fungi; Mortierellomycota; Mortierellomycetes; Mortierellales; Mortierellaceae. The record is from the annotation of a GenBank genome assembly.